This is a messenger RNA of Sesamum indicum (sesame), 2004 nucleotides long. It is a transcript of the gene DMC1, whose product is annotated as DNA repair (Rad51) family protein. Gene Ontology annotation, cellular component: condensed nuclear chromosome; nucleus. NCBI's taxonomy places the organism in Eukaryota, Viridiplantae, Streptophyta, Magnoliopsida, Lamiales, Pedaliaceae. The record is from RefSeq and is a predicted model, not a curated record. Gene Ontology annotation, molecular function: single-stranded DNA binding; ATP-dependent DNA damage sensor activity; ATP hydrolysis activity. Gene Ontology annotation, biological process: reciprocal meiotic recombination; mitotic recombination; chromosome organization involved in meiotic cell cycle.
CCGCGCGCUCAUUCUUUCCUAUAGAAACUCUCUACACCUGACAAAAAUGCUCGCAUUCAAAGCUGAAGAGCAGAGCCAGCUACAGCUCGUGGAAAGAGAAGAAAUAGAAGAUGAAGAAGACUUGUUUGAAGCAAUUGAUAAAUUGACGGCUCAUGGAAUCAAUGCUGGAGAUGUGAAGAAGCUGCAGGAUGCUGGCAUCUACACAUGCAAUGGCUUAAUGAUGCACACCAAGAAGAGUUUGACUGGAAUCAAAGGAUUGUCCGAGGCAAAAGUUGAUAAAAUCUGUGAAGCUGUAGAGAAGAUAGUGAACUUCGGUUACAUCACUGGAAGCGAUGCUCUGCUGAAAAGAAAAGCAGUUGUUCGCAUCACAACUGGAAGUCAAGCUCUAGAUGAACUUCUAGGGGGUGGGAUAGAAACUCUGGCAAUUACAGAAGCUUUUGGAGAAUUCAGAUCUGGGAAAACACAGCUGGCGCAUACUCUCUGUGUUUCCACACAGCUUCCUGUUAAUAUGAGAGGAGGCAACGGAAAGGUUGCUUACAUUGAUACUGAGGGGACGUUCCGACCAGAUCGAAUUAUACCUAUAGCUGAAAGAUUUGGAAUGGAUCCAGGAGCUGUACUUGACAAUAUCAUAUAUGCUCGCGCUUAUACAUACGAGCAUCAGUACAACCUGCUUCUUGGUCUAGCAGCCAAGAUGGCUGAAGAGCCUUUCAGACUUUUGAUUGUUGAUUCGGUGAUAGCCCUCUUUCGAGUAGACUUCACAGGAAGAGGAGAACUUGCAGAACGCCAGCAAAAGUUAGCUCAGAUGCUCUCAAGAUUGAUGAAGAUUGCUGAGGAAUUCAAUGUUGCUGUGUAUAUGACCAACCAGGUUAUUGCCGAUCCUGGAGGAGGAGUCUUUAUAUCAGAUCCGAAGAAGCCAGCAGGAGGGCAUGUUUUGGCUCAUGCAGCCACCAUAAGGCUAAUGUUCAGGAAGGGCAAAGGUGAACAACGUGUGUGCAAGGUUUUUGAUGCUCCCAAUCUUCCUGAAGCUGAAGCAAUAUCCUUUCUUUUUGUGUUAAACUUAGUACUUAAUAUAUUCAAUCUUGAUUGAAUUCUGUAACAAGGUUGAGAGUUGGCAAUGUUCUAUUCCCGGCCCAAGUUGCACGAGCAUGAAUUCACUUGGCAACUAAGCAUUGAAGCUGUGAAGUCAGAUGCAUAUAUUCAUUUGCUGGUUUUUCUUAACAGAAGCAAGUUUUCCAGAUAACUCCAGGUGGAAUUGCAGAUGCAAAGGAUUGAAUCAGCCACAAUGCCCUUCUAUUGUUGGUUCAAGUAAAUGCAAAAGGUAUCCUAAUUAAGACGGAUUUCUUAGUUGUUACUUUCAAAUGUAAAGCUUUACAAAAAAAACCGGAUAUGCUUAGGUUUACUGCCAGACGUGUUCUUACGCUCAUUCACUCAAUGUAAAUAUUUUCCCUUUGCCAAUAUUCCUAUCAUUUUAAAAUGGAAUCAACUGGCCACGUACAGGAGCUAUAUGUGGUUAUGUCACUAAACUUAUAAUAGUUUUGACGACUCGAUGUUGCAAAUAGACCGCUAAGCCUUAGGGCUAACUUCAAAUUCUAUAAUUUGAACUAGAAAAGGGAAUAAUAUAAUAUAGAAAUGUCAGAGUAGACCACAUAAGACCAAUACUCGAUGCAUUACCACUGCUCCAAAAUGGAAGUGCUGUUAUUCUUAUGCAUAAUUCAAGACCAUUAAAAUAGCUUAGCAUGGGAGUGUGAAUCUGAAACAGAACACCGGAAACAUUCCUUUACAGCUACAUAAACUCGAUCACAGUACUACUAAGAUUCAUAAAGCUCACAUCCGUAAUAAGAAGUCAUCAAGAUCCCCAUAAUAAAGGGUACGUUAAAUGCAAGGCCAAGUAAUAACGAAAACUUUGCAGUGAGGGAUAUCUUAUCAUGUCACUUCAAUAGUUCUGGGACCAAUUCGCAUCACUACCAACUCUAGGCAUUCCAGCUUUUUCUUUCCGUGACGCCU